This is a messenger RNA of Arvicanthis niloticus (Nile rat), 7707 nucleotides long. RefSeq lists its product as uncharacterized. Gene Ontology annotation, biological process: regulation of transcription by RNA polymerase II. Gene Ontology annotation, molecular function: RNA polymerase II cis-regulatory region sequence-specific DNA binding; DNA-binding transcription factor activity, RNA polymerase II-specific. The record is from RefSeq and is a predicted model, not a curated record. Gene Ontology annotation, cellular component: nucleus. NCBI's taxonomy places the organism in Eukaryota, Metazoa, Chordata, Mammalia, Rodentia, Muridae.
GGGCUUCUCCCGGUGGCGGGGCUGCUCGCGGCGUUUUGGGGGGCUCCUGGCCGAGGUGAUCCUGACUGUCCCGGGAGAGCGUGUCUGGGGCCGAUAUCCUCGAAACUGCUCGUGCUGAGAGCAGCGGGAGCGAGCACCGGCGUCCGCAUACUUGGUCAGCACUCAGCUCUCCUUUGGCAGGAAAACUAAGAAGGGAAAUGGCUGUGGAUUUGCUGUCUGCCCGAGGCGCAGAGCCUGUGACGUUCAGGGAUGUGGCCGUGUCCUUCAGCCAGGAUGAGUGGUUGCACCUGGAUCCCUCUCAGAGAAGCCUGUACCGUGAGGUGAUGCUGGAGAACUACAGCAACCUGGCCUCUCUGGGGUUCCAGGGUUCAAUCCCUCCUGUGAUUGGCAAGCUGCAGAAAGGUCAAGAUCCCUGCAUGGACAGAGAAGCCCCUGAAGACACAUGCCUAGAUUUCCAGAUUUGGCCAGAAAAAGAAACAUUGCCCCCCAAACAAGAUGUUUUUACUGAAGAAACACCUCGUAGGCUGAUAAAGAAUAGAUCCACUAAGUGUGUUUACUGGAAAAUCAGCUUUGGAGAACUUGUGAAAUCUGAGAGCCUAGAUACAGCACAGGAGCAAGAAAAGAAAGCCCAUGAGCCAGGGGCAGCUUCACCCAAGGAAACCACCAGUGAAGAUGAAACUCCUACAGGCCCCGAGCUGGGGAAACCCUUGUUCAUCAGUAAAGCACUUGGCUCACAAGAGGGUGAUCCCAUAGAAAGGGACCCUGGUAUGUAUCACACUUCAGAGAAAGAUUUACCACAGGAUUUUGAUUUAAUGAGAAGCUUUCAGAUUUACCCAGGACAAAAACCUUAUGUCUGCAGUGAAUGUGGGAAGGGUUUUAGCCAAAGUCUUCAUCUUCUAGAGCACAAGAGGAUUCACACUGGGGAGAAACCUUACAAAUGCAGUGAGUGUGGGAAAAGCUUCAGCCACAGGUCUUCCCUCCUGGCUCACCAGAGAACCCACACUGGAGAGAAGCCGUACAAAUGUAGUGAGUGUGAGAAAGCAUUCGGCAGCAGCUCCACACUCAUCAAACACCUGAGGGUGCACACCGGAGAGAAACCUUACCGCUGCCGGGAAUGCGGGAAGGCCUUCAGCCAGUGUUCAACCCUCACUGUGCACCAGAGGAUUCACACUGGGGAAAAGCUCUAUAAAUGUGCUGAGUGUGACAAGGCCUUCAACUGCAGAGCAAAGCUCCAUAGACAUCAGAGAAUCCACACAGGAGAGAAACCUUAUAAAUGUGCUGAGUGUGGGAAAGGCUACAGUCAGUUUCCAUCCCUAGCUGAACAUCAGAGACUCCAUACUGGAGAACAGCUUUGCCAGUGCUUGCAGUGUGGGAGAACCUUUACACGUGUGUCUACCCUUAUUGAACACCAGAGAAUUCAUACUGGACAGAAACCAUAUCAGUGCAACGAAUGUGGGAAGACCUUCAACCAGUAUUCUUCCUUCAAUGAACAUCGGAAGAUUCAUACUGGAGAGAAACUUUACACAUGUGAAGAAUGUGGCAAAGCCUUUGGCUGUAAAUCAAACCUUUACCGGCAUCAGAGGAUCCAUACUGGAGAAAAACCCUAUCAGUGUAAUCAGUGUGGAAAGGCCUUCAGCCAGUAUUCAUUCCUAACUGAACACGAACGAAUCCAUACUGGAGAGAAGCUCUACAAGUGCAUGGAGUGUGGGAAAGCCUAUAGUUAUAGGUCAAACCUUUGUAGACACAAAAAAGUCCACCUUAAGGAAAGGCUGUAUAAAUGGAAAGAAUAUGGGGCACCUUUUAUCUAUGGCUCGUCCCUUACUCCAUAUCAGAGAUUUCUAAAAGGAGACGAGCCUGAGAACUGUAAUUCAUCCCUCUAAUCCAAGAUAGCAACCAGAAGAGUAGUGAGUAGAGUGCAAAUCAAAAUAGAGUCAACUUUUUUACUUGUACAGCAAAUAGUUGCCACUAAGUCAUGGACAGUGGAUGUACAAAGAAUGCCGACAUCAACCAUUUAAGGACUGUUACAAAACAUGUUAAAAAUUCUUGAAAAAGUAUGAAAGGCCUCACUUAAAAAACAAAAUACAUGAGUAACUUGAGUGUAAGCAUUGUUUCAUGAGAGGGUCAUCUCUUUCUAAGAGCUUCUGUGUUAUAAAUUUUCUUUUCAAGAUAGUCUCUGAUGUAGUUAAUAAUGUGAAGAAUUGUGGGGCCCCAGUCCCUAAAAUGGUGAGCUGUAAUAGAGAACAGUCCUUUUCAUAAAGAGCCACUACAGAGGAAAAGAAUACUUUGACUUGUUGUGUGUUAACAAUAAAGCUCUUUAUGAAUUGCCCCUUACACAACAUACAUGUAUGUAUGUAUGUAUGCAUCUAUAUUCAUAUAUACACAUAGAAGACUUUUAUGUAUAUAUGGCCGUGUCACUUAACAAUGGGGAUACAGUUAGAAAAGGCUUCAUUAGGCACUUUCAUGUUUAUAGGAACAUCAUUGUAUUUGCACAGCCCUAGAUGGUCUGGGUCAACCAAUCUAUGUGAUCUCUUGAUCAACAUACAAUAACUUAAAAAAAAUUUGAGGUUAUAAUUUAAUUACAACAUUUCUCCCUUCCCUUUCUCCAAACCCUCCUACACACUCUUCCCCACUCUCCUUCAAAUCCAUGGCCUCUUCUUACUAAUUGCUUUGCAUGCAUGUAUCCAUACUUUUAUAGUAAUUGUUUUUAUUGGUUUGCUUUGCUUAGUUAUUUUAGAUAGGGUUUCUCUAUGUAGCCUAGGAUGGCCUUCAACUCAUGUAGACCAGUCUGGCUUUGAACUUGCAGUCUUCCUGCUUUGCCCUCCCACGUACUGGGAUUAGAGACAUGAACCGUCAUGCUUGGUGUAAAUUUUAUUAGUAGAAUAUGUAUACUUUAAGGAUAAAAGUAUAGUAUAGCAAAUGAGUAAACUGGUAAUGUAGUUUGUCACCAUCACUAUGUGUCAUAUACUGUAUAUAAUUGUGUGUGCUCUGAUGUCGUCUGGCUGCCAGCACAGAGGGUUUGUUUGCACAAAUGAGCAAUGCAUUGUGCCUAAGGUGUUAUAAUAGUUAUAAAGUCAUGACAGCUCUGAUGUAAUUGGACAAAUAGGAAUUUUCCAGACCAGUUACAGUCUGAUGAGACCACUGUGAUGUUGUCUGUCAUUGGCCAAAAUGUCAUCGUAGGUAACUGGCUGUAUGCACACACUCACAUAUACGUAUGCAUAUGUGUGUGCCAAUGUGUAUACAUAUACAUACAAAGGGUUUAGGACUUUUUUUUCCUCUAUAGUCCUUAAUGAUUAAAAAGACUCAAUUUACUAAUUUAGAAUUUACUGUUUCAAAUUAAGAUUUUUUUUUCCCCCGGGGAGACUUCUGUCUAACUCUCCUGUAUCUGUAGUGGGUCUGGUUCUGGAACUAGCUGAAUAGAGUCUUACAGUACUGUAGACGUUGGCCUGAGCAGACAGAGGUGGGCAGACUGUCAUCCGAACAGUAUAUAGGUAUUGUAGAAGGCUAGUGUUGACAGUCUCCUGCUGUGAACCUGUUAGCACUUUAGGAUCAGAGAGAUUUUUAAUUUAUAACCUUUUAAGAAUCGAGGUCUUUAGCUCUGAUAAUCUAUGAUAGUUGCAGGUUUAUUUCUAUCCUCAAGGGACAAGAAUUUGUUGUGUUACUUGUUCGAAUAUUUUUGCUAGUAAUAUAAUCAGUUAUCUUUAGUUUCCCCUAGCUUUGGUCUUAGUUGUAGAGUUGAGAACAUGCCCCCCUUUCUUCUAUCUCUGAUUCUAUAUGUGCUUCUAUAAUAACUACUUAAAUUCUCAAAGUCAACGAAGGUCCAGUUGGAGAUAUUGCUUUGGUAUGUUUCCAUGUAUGACUGCCUUUUUAUUACAAAUUUUAAUACUUUUUUUCCUUGUAGUGCUGACGACUGAAUCCAGGGCCUUGUACGUGCUCAGGAGGUGCUCUACCACUGGGCUGUAUCUGCAGCCUUUAGGAUUUAAGUAUAAAGUUACAGAUGAAUAUUUUAUAUUAAACAAUCUACUCAUUACCUUAACAUUUUAUAUCUCCCCUAGACCUAGUUCCUUUAUUCUUUGACUUACCCCAUUGGUUUGUCAUUUUAGAAAUUACUCUAGGAGCAUUAAUUAGACCCUGCCAUCUGAGCAAAAUAUUAGAAUUAAGCAGGCAUUUAACUGACUUCUUUUGGCUCAUCAGUACCUGUAUGUGUUUAAAUGUAUUUGCAAGAAAAAUAAAACUUCAAGGGAACCUCUGAAUGUCUUCUUGUACCUAGUGAGCAUGCUCAGUGCUCAGUGCCCCCCCCUUUUUUUUUUUUUUUUUUUUUUUUUUUUUUGGUUUACAAAUGCCGUUUGCCUCCAAAAGGAUUCAGGACAUUGAAGAAAUGAACAAUGGCAUGUUUGGAGUAGGAGGGGAAUAUAAGUGGACCUAGAGGAUAUUUUUAUGAUACAACAUCAUUUUAGGGUUAUUGUUAUGAGUAGACACAGGGUCUAACUUGAAGGUACAUCCUUUGAUCAAACUUAAGACAUGUCAAACAUCAAAAUACUCAUUACAAAGUUGGAUAUAAUAUUUUCUAAAGGUUAUGGGGGAAAGCUUUUUAUAACAUUUGAAGAAAAGCAUCUUUUUAAAAUAUAUACAAAGCAAUAAACAAAAGCUAUUUAACAAGUGUCAUUGUCAUUAAAUCUAGCAAAAAGUUGAUUGAUGGUAAAACCUACUACAUGGAAGACAAUUAAGGAACAUUGCAUAAAUCCAGAAGAGCACAGGUAAAGAAGCACCUGCUCUCAUCCUGAGAUCUGGCAGGCAGAGUUCCCUUCGUGAACAGCAGCCAGCGUGGCUACUCCUGAGGCCAUAGAAGCACGUGUUGUUAUUUAUGAUAACAAAACCAGUUAGUGAACGUCUAUGGAAAUCUCUUCUCUAGACUUACCUUCCUGCUUACAAAGAAUUGAGAGUAACAUGUUACAUGUUAGGUUAUACAGUAAUAGACACAUCUAGAGUUUGAGACAUUGGAAAUGGUCAUUAAGUUGUACUUUUAAAAUAGCCAAUAUGAUAGAACAAAAAGAUGCCUGAGACAGCCACAUGCAAAGUGUGAUCUUUUAUUGAGAAAUAAAGUCAGAACAAAACAAAACACGGUAAGACAUUUGAGGGAUAUUUAGUGAAAUACAAAGGCGAAAAUAGAUGUUAGAUAAUGUGGUAUGCUUACUUUUCUUAGACUAGGUAAAGCAUUGAGUUUAUAUUUUCCUAUCCUAUGCAUGCAAAAGUUUUAAGUUGACAAGCCGUAAUGUCUGCAGCAUAUUUUAAAUUGAAACUCAGAAUUGAUCAGUGAUUGUUGAAUUGUUGUGAUCACCCUUUAAACUUGUCUGUACCUAUGUUUAAAUGUAAUAAAAAUUGAGGCAAAAAUGAUUUAUAAAGUGAUGAACGUGAGCUUUCUGUUCAAGGCUUAGAGCAACUGGGUUGAGAGUUCAUCCUCUAUGGGUAUAUUUAUAAUCAGUAGAAAUGGUGGAUUGGCUCCCUUUGAAAUAGAGCCUUCAAUCCCAUUGAAUGCAACUAAUACUCAAGCCAGCUGUUUGGAUACCCUGAAAAAUAAUGACAGCAGAUUAGAGAAGGAAACUCAUUUGAAACAAAACAGUGGGCACUUUGGGCAUUUCCAUGGAGUAUGGUGGUGUCUGAACAGGCCAGUCACAUCUUUAAGUACUGACUCUUCCCUCUGACCAGAACCAUGAGCCUACAGUGGUCAGCAAGGUCUUUAUUUUUCAAUGUUUCUCUCUAAAGGUAGAUGUAUUCCCAUGGCAUGAGGCAGAGAGAAGAACCUAAAGCCUUGGGUUUAUAAUCAAAAGAUCAGGAGGAGACUCUUGGGAUAGUGUAUCAGAAAAUAAAAGAAAAAGAAGUGAUCUGUAGAUUUGCACAUACAAUCCUGGUGAUCAUGGUCCAUGCAUACAUAGAUCUUGCCCUAGCUAGUACUCUGUUCAUAUUCGCAUUUACCAGAGGUACAGAACCAACAAAAUUCAGUCUGUAUUUAAACAGAACUCAUUAGAUUGGCUUACAUGAUAGAAUUGGAGUAGUCCAGCAAUAGCUGUCUCAUUCCAGAGAGAGUGAGAACCCAAUCUAAUACCAAAGACCUGGGGGAUUCCUGGACAGCCACUGGUAUUUGGUCCUCUUUGGAGAAUCCCACAUGCAUCCAACCAAGCUGACCUAGUCUUGCACGUAAAGCAGCAAACACGAUGUCCCAAACAAGAUGGAAGGUGAGGACUGGCCCCUGAGGUUGUCCUCUGACCUCCAUAUGCAGGCUAUGGCUUGCAAGCAUACAUGUGCUCCCCCACCCCCACCUCCUCUCUCAGAAAAAGCAAACCCACUCUGAUUUCUCUUGAGACUUCUUUGACCCAAACACAAUUUAGAAAUGCAUUACCCAAAGGACUGAUGACAUUCCCAGCUGAUUUCUAAUUUACUUCAGUUUUUGGUCUUAUAGUUUGUAUUGCGUCUAUUCAUUAUUUGCUGAGAUGUGUUUUGAGGUUCAGAAUGCUGCUUUUUGUGGUAAAUAUUUUAUCGUUAGUUUAAGAAGAUAUAUUCAUAUAUAUUCAUAUAUUCUCUCUCUCCCAUCUCUUGUUUGAGUUUUACAUCUCUGUUGUCUUUGGACUCUGAUAAUCUUCCUGUAAAAGCUCAGACUUCUAGUUGCUGAGUCCUGGACUCUGACUUCAGAAGCCUUUCUUACCUUCCUCUCCCAUGCACACGCGAGCCAGGCCUGACCCUGCUUACCUUCCAAGAUCAGAUGAGAUUGGACACAUUCAGGAUAGCCACAGACUAUCCUCUUUUCCCUAUCACUGCAGAAGAGACUGGAAAGAGCUGGAACUGUCUAAUGAGCAUAUCCUAGUUAAAAACUUUCCAGUAACACCUUGCUCUUGAACACAAGCCUUUGUGAGUCCAAGCUGGGACACAUUUCAACCUUUCCCCUCCAAUGCCAACCUGUUCCUUCCCUGCCAGUAGUACAAGGAGAUUUCUGUUUUCUCUGUGUCUUAGUUUCUCUUCCUGUAACAGCUCAGUGGAGAAAGGGUUUAUUGUUCCAGUUCAGGGUACUGUCCAUCACAACAGGGGAGUCAGGGUGGCAGGAGCUUGAAGCAGCUGUUCACAUCAAAUCCACAUCCAGGAAGCAGAAGGCAAUGAAUGCUCAUGCUCUGCCCACUUACUCCUUGCCAUACAGUUCAGGAUCCCAGCCCAAGUAAUACUCAGGAUGGGUCUUCCCACAGUUAACCCAGUGAACACAAUCCCUAAAGGCACGCUUACAGGCUAAAUAAUCUCCCACAGGUCUGCCUGGAGAAAUGGGCAGUGGGAGUCAGGGGGGAACAUAGCUAAAAGGAAGACAAGAAAGAAGAGAAAAAAGAAUGGGUACACAAGAAGGUAUGGCCUUGGUGCCAAUAAGGACAUUGAUGGGAAACUGUUAGACUGACCUGGGUGUCACACUCCUAUAACCCCAACACUUGUAGAAGCAGGUGGAUUUCUGUCCAGUUUGACAUAGUGAGCUCUGGACUAUUAAAAAAAAACAAGGGCUGAAAAGAUGGCUUAAUGGCUAAGAGUGCUUGCUGCUUUUCCAGAGGACCAGAAUUUGGUUCCCGGUGCCCAAAACCAGGAGGUUCACAACCACCUGUACUUCUAGGUCCAGGGUAUCUGAUGCCUUCUGACUUCUGCGAGCAGCUUCGCACAUGUGUCAUUCACACACAUACAUAA